This is a messenger RNA of Cryptococcus amylolentus CBS 6039, 1036 nucleotides long. RefSeq lists its product as hypothetical. The record is from RefSeq and is a predicted model, not a curated record. The coding region runs from base 359 to 775 and encodes 138 amino acids. The transcript is spliced from 3 exons. NCBI's taxonomy places the organism in Eukaryota, Fungi, Basidiomycota, Tremellomycetes, Tremellales, Cryptococcaceae.
CGGGGGCCGGGAUUAAUGAAUUUGCGAGGGCAGAGACUUGGGUGUUAUUGCUAGGGAUGAGCAUCAUUGCAGUGGCGCAAAUCUGGUAUCUUCACGUCAGUCUAAGCUACGCAGGGCCGGCCCUUGUCUGUCCUCUCGCCUUUUGCUCCUUCAACUUGUCAUCCAUCUUUGCCGGACUUGUCUUUUACGAUCAAUUCGGCCAGCUUGCGACUUAAUCGAAUCCUCCUCGUAUCCUGGGCACAGCCCCUGCUUCUCUUGGGGGUCUGGAUAGUCUCCGCCAUACAGCCAGAAGGCGCUGCGGUAGAGGUCGGCACUUGGGUAGAAGACAAUUGCGAUAGCGACUUUGAGUCCGUCGUCGAUGAAAGAGCUUGAGACUGGGGAAGGCGCCAUACUCUUGGGAGGUGAUACUUCCAACGAGCCGGAAAACAGCGAGCCAGCUCGCCCCUCUCAACCUUCUGGUCUGUCGAUACCGCCGACGCCCCGAGGAGGUACCAUCCCGUGUUCGCCCCUUCCCCUGGUACCCCCGCCUCUUCCUUCCCCAGGUACCCCCGCCUCUCCCUUAUCCCCCCGUAUCCGCCAACACUCCCACUUCAAUCCCACGGCCCUCACGGACGCAGACACCGUGGCCCGCGGUACGAUUGACGCUCGAGAUCAGGAAGAUGACAUCGAAGAGGCUUUGAGCGGGUGGGACAACUCGCAAAGGACAACCCGGAGAUGGUGGGAUGUCAGACAAUUGUGGAAGGGCGAAGGUGAAAUCCGCCUGGCAGAGGAUUAAAUUGCUGCUGGGUUGCUGCUGAAUUACAAUUGUAUCAUUAUUCCUGUUACUUUAGUAUUGCCAUUAUCACCCAAGCAUAUGUGUAGAGUAGAAAUCUUUGUUGGCGGCGGAUUGGGCUCGCUCCGUUGGGACCUGUCGAGUGUCAGUACCUCUGAUGAUGUGAUGUGAAGGCUAUACGCACGAGUGCUGCAUAGUCGACUUCGGACAUGGUUGGCCAGGCAUAGAGCUAUGUGAGGGGUGAGAGAGUUAUCCAGGUUGUAG